UUGCAUGAGUUUGAGCGUCCCCUGAGAAGGGAGGUGUGUGCAGAGCAAGGCACGGCUAGAAGGAGGCGAGACCCCAGAAGAUGCACACCACCCAGAAGGACACCACCUACACCAAGAUCUUCGUAGGGGGGCUGCCCUACCACACCACCGACUCCAGCCUCAGGAAGUACUUCGAGGUGUUCGGAGACAUAGAGGAGGCAGUGGUGAUCACUGACCGGCAGACCGGCAAGUCCAGAGGCUAUGGCUUUGUUACAAUGUCUGACCGAGCUGCUGCAGAAAGGGCAUGUAAAGAUCCCAAUCCAAUAAUUGAUGGGAGGAAAGCUAAUGUGAAUCUUGCAUACCUGGGAGCCAAGCCCCGCAUAAUGCAGCCAGGUUUUGCAUUUGGGGUUCAGCAGAUUCACCCAGCACUUAUACAGAGGCCUUUUGGGAUUCCUGCACAUUACGUAUACCCUCAUGCCUUUAUGCAACCAGGAGUAGUAAUUCCUCAUGUGCAACAGACGGCUGCCACAUCGACGAGUCCAUACAUUGACUACACGGGGGCUGCCUAUGCCCAGUAUUCUGCUGCUGCCGCUGCCGCCGCUGCUGCCUACGAUCAAUACCCCUACGCAGCUUCUCCAGCUGCUACAGGAUACAUGACCACCGCAGGCUAUGGCUAUGCAGUUCAGCAGCCACUUACCGCUGCAGCUCCAGGAACUGCUGCAGCAGCUGCUGCCGCCUUUGCCCAAUACCAGCCACAACAGCUGCAGGCUGACCGAAUGCAGUAGCACUUAGACUUUUGAAGUUCUCGACGACUAUUUUUUCUUUUUUGUUUUCGGCCUUCCAGUUUCUAUAGAUGAGACCAUAUCAGAUUAGGCUCUAUGGCUUUAAGGAGAAAGUGACUUCUUUUGGAGAGAAAAAUAACAGUAUUCCAGCUUCUGUAUGUAGUAUGCAUCCGGCUUACUUUAGGAGGUGUGUUUCAGGCAUUAAGGAACUCCUGUGGUUUGUUUUCCUGAAAAAGAUGUCAGAAUUUAUAAACUAUACAGAUUAUAUUUUUACAUCAGGAAAAAACAAAACUGCCUUUUAUUAAUCUGAGAAAAAAAUAUAUAUUUUUCCUCCUUUUACAAAUGUUUGAACCAGGGAAAUAUCAAUCAGCAAUAUGUAGCCUGUACAAAGCAAAGUUUUCAAAGCACAAAAUGCAUGUAACUCUCACACUGACCAACUGAAUUGUGUAGGUGAGAAACGUGCAGUAAGCAUUGAUGCGUUGGAGGCACAUGGCCAACUGGUCACAUGACAAUGGAUAGGCACCAAAGCUAUUUUCUCAUCUUUCCUCUAUAUAAGUGGAACUAUAGAACAAGUGAUGUGGAAUGAACGGGUGCAACAGCUGUACAGACAAUCAAUACCAGACCGUUCUGGAGAGAACACAUCACUUGUGCGUAUUUGAUGAGCUUGUCACAUUCUAAUCCCUCUCCCCAUCCUGUUUCGCUUUUGGGAAACUCUAACUGCUGGUGUCAGCUAUUCUGAUUCUGAAAUAGGAUCAGCCCCUUAUUACCACAGUCUAUUUAUUACACCUAUUCAUAGCUUGUGAAUGACAACAGGAAGAUACUUGCAGAGGUUAACCCUUUAAGAACUGCUUUUUUUAGAAAGAAAAGGCUCCCCAUGUUUGAGUUGUAGG
Molecule: messenger RNA, 1651 nt
Organism: Nanorana parkeri
Lineage: Eukaryota; Metazoa; Chordata; Amphibia; Anura; Dicroglossidae
Gene: RBM24
Product: RNA binding motif protein 24
Exons: 4
Coding region: 81-764 (227 amino acids)
Cellular component (GO): cytosol
Molecular function (GO): mRNA 3'-UTR binding
Source: RefSeq, a predicted model, not a curated record